Molecule: messenger RNA, 1014 nt
Organism: Bipolaris oryzae ATCC 44560
Lineage: Eukaryota; Fungi; Ascomycota; Dothideomycetes; Pleosporales; Pleosporaceae
Exons: 5
Coding region: 1-1014 (337 amino acids)
Molecular function (GO): protein binding
Source: RefSeq, a predicted model, not a curated record
AUGUCGGCCGAUUCCUUGGAGCGCGAACUGAAAGGCAGUGAGAUAGUCGUGGAUGACAAACUCCGCAUCUCAUUUCGACACACCAUCCGGGUGCCAGACAACGAACGAAUCUCCAAACUACCGCCAGAUCUGGGAGCAUACCCAAUCAAAGCGGUAGCCGACUACAGAAACAAAAUGGAGCCCGCCAUAGCUGCCAAGGGUGGCGUGUUUUUCCCCAUAUACCAGUCCGAAGCCAUAUGGAUUGACUUCAGUUGCGAACCAAACUCGAAAUACAUGAUCAAGAUUUAUGUAGGUAGCGUCAACGCCAUUUCCGGUGAGCCUGCGAUAGAGGACGCUGGCACCAAACUGCGCCUCCAGGCUCGAAUGGCAGAGGUUAACGGCAAAGGUUCCGAGUGCAUACCUCUCCAAGACUACAUUAUCGUGCCAGGGCAAAUGUGGUUAGAUGGCAUCGCAGAUUACCGAACAAUGAUUGGACAGUCGAUCAGAAUACAUGUUGAAUCGUCCGACACCAUCGAAAUGCUCAUGUUGUGGAUCCAGGAUCAUUUGGAUUAUCCGUCCAAUCAGCAAAGGCUUAUAUUCAGAAAGACAGGACUCAAGAAUGAGGGAUAUUGCCCGCUAACGCAGAUGGCCAUUGCCGCUGGCAGAAAGAUUGAGCAAGGCAUCGUUCCCGACAGGCUUAGAGAUCGCUGGGAGAGGAAAUGUACCACUGUAUUCAAUGCGCAAAUCCUCAAUUCGGCACCGAUGGAUGCCAAGAUCUACAAACAGCUUGGACUGCCUUUUUACAAGCUUUACGAAGAACCAAGCGGAAUCUCUGGGGAUUUCAGUCUGUUCAAGUCUGUUGCACAGAUCAACGGAGAAACGGAAGAAGUCAUCACGCCUGACACUGUUGAGAUCAACAAUAUGGCUACGCAGCAACUGGUCGGCCUGACAAAUCCCAACGGACCCCUCCGCGAGUUUCGCACUCUCCGCGAUCUUGUGAAAGAAUUCGAGAGAUUACAUGUCGCCAGUUUCUGA